Dioszegia hungarica is the source of this 2289-nucleotide messenger RNA. RefSeq names its product beta-lactamase-like protein. The record is from RefSeq and is a predicted model, not a curated record. The transcript is spliced from 9 exons. Gene Ontology annotation, cellular component: mRNA cleavage and polyadenylation specificity factor complex. Gene Ontology annotation, biological process: mRNA 3'-end processing by stem-loop binding and cleavage. Gene Ontology annotation, molecular function: RNA endonuclease activity; RNA binding; 5'-3' exonuclease activity. Lineage: Eukaryota; Fungi; Basidiomycota; Tremellomycetes; Tremellales; Bulleribasidiaceae. Bases 1 to 2289 code for a protein of 762 amino acids.
AUGCACCGCCGCACGCGCCGCCAUGCCCCAGUGGCGCCUGUCCAGGUUCUCAACCCCUCGGCCGAUGCGCCGCCUCUCAAAAUAACGAUGCUCGGAGCAGGGCAAGAGGUCGGCCGGAGCUGCUGCGUGAUUGAGCACAGGGGGAAGAAGGUUGUGUGCGAUGCGGGACUACAUCCUGCGCAUCCGGGGAUGGGGGCGCUGCCCUUCAUCGACGAGGUGGAUUGGAGUACGGUGGAUGCUAUACUGGUCACACAUUUCCAUGUGGACCAUGCGGCCGGAUUACCAUAUAUCAUGGAGAAGACCAACUUCCGAGAUGGGCACGGCAAGGUGUACAUGACACACGCUACGAAAGCGAUCUACGGUCUCACCAUGAUGGACACCGUCCGAAUCAACGACCAAAGCUCCGACAAUAGCGGACGGCUUUACGACGAGGCGGACGUCCAAGCUUCCUGGCAAUCCACCAUAGCGGUCGACUAUCACCAAGAUAUUGUCGUUUCCGGCGGUCUACGCUUUACGCCCUACCACGCCGGACACGUCCUCGGUGCAUCGAUGUUCCUUAUCGAAAUAGCGGGCCUCAAGAUCCUGUACACGGGCGACUACUCGCGAGAAGAAGAUAGACAUCUGGUCAUCGCGGAGAUACCACCCGUACGGCCGGACGUUCUCAUUUGCGAGAGUACCUUUGGGGUGCAUACCCUCCCCGACCGCAAAGAGAAGGAGGAGCAAUUCACAGCUCUCGUCUCUAACAUCGUCAAGCGAGGAGGCAAAUGCCUAAUGCCCAUCCCCUCUUUCGGAAACGGCCAAGAGCUCGCCCUCCUUCUCGACGAAUACUGGAACGACCACCCCGAGCUUCAAAACGUCCCCGUCUACUUUGCGUCCGGUCUCUUUCAACGCGGGAUGCGCGUCUACAAGACAUACGUCCACACCAUGAAUGCCAAUAUUCGGUCUCGGUUCGCGCGGCGCGACAACCCAUUCGACUUCAAGUAUGUCAAGUGGCUCAAGGACCGGCGGAGGCUGGAGGAACAUCGGGGUCCAGUGGUGGUCAUGGCUUCUGCGCAGUUCAUGUCGUUUGGGCUGAGUAGGGAGUUGCUGGAGGACUGGGCGGCGGAUCCGAAGAAUGGGGUGAUUGUUACGGGGUAUUCGAUUGAGGGGACCAUGGCUAGGACACUACUGGGAGAACCGGACCAUAUCGAAUCGCUACGAGGCGGCAACAUUCCCCGUCGAAUAACAGUCAAGGAGAUCUCUUUCGGCGCGCACGUCGACUAUGCCCAAAAUUCGAAAUUCAUCCAGGAGAUCGGCGCGCCACAUAUCGUCCUCGUCCAUGGUGAAGCAUCACAGAUGGGUCGUCUCCGCGCUGCCCUUCGUGACACCUACGCUACGAAAGGACAAGAGAUCAACAUCCACACGCCAAGGAAUUGCGAGCCCCUCACGCUUACGUUCCGACAAGAACGGGCCGUCAAGGCUAUCGGGACGCUCGCGGAGGAUCGUCCAGAGCAUGGCAAGCAGGUCAAGGGGAUGCUGGUGUCCAAGGACUUUUCAUACACUCUGUUGGACCCGAAGGAUCUGAAGGACUUUACGGGGCUGGGGACGAGUACGAUCACGCAGAAGCAGGCGGUGCCGAUAGGAGUGGACUGGGCGGUGAUCAGGUGGCACUUGGAGGGGAUGUAUGGAGAGGUGGAAGAGGGCAAGGAGGGAGAGAGGGAGACAUUGACUGUCAUGAAUGCUGUUCGACUCGUACAGCUUUCGAGUACAGCUGCGGAGCUUCAGUGGUCAUCGAGUACGAGUAACGACAUGAUUGCGGACUCGGCAUUGGCCGUACUGCUCAGUAUAGACGCCAGCCCAGCUACUGUCAAGUUGACCGCCAACCCACACCCACAUUCUCACUCCCAUUCGCACCCCCACUCACAUCCGUCCGAACCCUCAACCAAAGACCCACCCCUAUCCGCCGAACAUGAGCGUAUCCAACUAUUCCUCGAAGCGCACUUUGGCGCCCUCAGUCGGCCGGCCAAGGUGGCGCCCACAACAGCAGAGGAGGACGAUGCGGACCUGUACGGCGCGACAGGGGAAGAGGAGGAUGAGGACGAGGAUCUGUUGACGUUGAUCGUAGAGCUGGAUGGGGCAAAAGCGCGGGUGGAUCUAAUAUCGAUGAAGGUGGAGUCGGAAUCGGAAGAUCUGGGAAGAAGAGUAGAGGCGGUCUUGGAGAUGGCGGCGUCGACGGUCAAGCCGUUGUCGUUGACGUUCAUGGGGGGCGGGCUGGGUAGCAUGAAGGGGGAGGAGGUGUUGGUGGCUUAA